This is a messenger RNA of Pelobates cultripes (western spadefoot toad), 10227 nucleotides long. NCBI's taxonomy places the organism in Eukaryota, Metazoa, Chordata, Amphibia, Anura, Pelobatidae. The record is from the annotation of a GenBank genome assembly.
CCUCUCUGGCCGCCGUCUCCCGGCUGUUUAGGCUCACAUUGCUCCUGCAGGCUCUGUGUGUGUAGUUGCAGUCGGUAAGAUGUUCCUACGCCGGGCGCUGAUCGCCGGGGGCUCGGCCGCCACCACCAUACUUAUUGCAGCCACAGCUAUUUCUAAAAGCAGGGAAGACAAGGCCGACCAUUGCUCCUGCAGCCUGCCAGCUGUUACCGGGCUGUGGGACAGUAACUGGGACCGGUGAGUCUGUCUGCACAACCCCCAUUACAACAGCGAUGGUAACCAGCACCUCCUUAUUAGUUUCUGUGUGUUCGAUAGAACGUUUGGGUGUGAGACCGUGUUCCAAUAGUGAAUAGCACACAUGGCUGUAACCUUAUAUUGGACACACUGGGCAGCUGUAUAAUAAUGGGUCCUUACACUCCCUGGGGAAUACCCUGCAAUGGCUGCAUGCUUUCAAUCUCAAUUGGUGAUGUUAUGGAGAAAUACAAUAUCAUUGUUAAUCUAGGGUAAUUACCUACAGUUACAAGAAAAUUACCCUGGCCUUCCUCUAGAUUGUAAGCUCAUCUCUAGACUGGUAGCUCGUUUGAGCAGGGUCCUCACCUACCUAUUGUCCAUGUAACAUCGUGUUAUUGUCUCAUUUGUUGUUAAAUUUCCUCCAUUUAUUAUAUUGUAAAGUGUUGGAGCUAUAUAAAUACUAAUAAUUUGAGCAGGGUCCUCCUCACCAACCUAUUGUUCCUGUAACAUUUUGUAAUUGGUACAUUUUCCUUUUUUAUAAUAUUGGAAAGCCCUGCGGAAACAGUUGGUGCUACAUAAAUACCAAUAAUAAUACUAAUAAAUGUCUGUAUUCAGGCCCUCAUUACACUAAGUAUUCAUGCUAUUCUUUAUUGUUAUACAGCAUCCACACAUCUCCUUAUUCACCCACCUUAUUGCCUGCUAAGAUUGGGGUGACUAGGCAGAGGGAUUUUAAACUAUUUGUGAAGGAGGUGUUGUAUAAGAUUGUAUAAUGUUUACUUCCUCAAUACUACAUUUUUCAUUAUAAAAUAGAUUUAAAUUUUUUUUUUUUACCAGAACAAUACAGUACAGUAAUUCAAUAAUAAUGUCUAAAAAAACAAACAAACCAUUGUGCUUACUUUUUAUGUGGUAGCUCUGGCACGUGUAUUGUUUGUCCCUUAUUUGCUCCAAAAUAUUCCUUUGUGACUUUUUGUUUUCCAAAUGCGUUUUCUAUUGAGAACGUUGGACAAAUAGAAAUGCAAAACGUACAUUGGGUAUCAAUGAGUAGCUUUGUGACAUUUUGUUUUUCUUUAACAAAUGUUUCCACUAUGGUCAGAUUGGAAGGUUUUCAACUGGUAAGAAGGUUUUUUAUAUUGUUUUUUGGUGAGUCUAUAAAAAAAAGUUCUUAAAGAAACACUAAAACAACUUUAGCUUUCUGAAGCAGGUUUUUUUUUUUUUUUUUAUAGAUCAUGCCUCUACAGUCUCACUGCUCAAUUCACUGCGUUCUACCUCCUCUGACGUCAUCCGAUAGGGGGGCCUAACCUGUCCUUCCAAAUAGGAAAACAUUGAAUCAAUGCUUUCCUAUGGGGAUUUUAUGGAUGCUGGAUGUUUAAGGGACUCAGACUUCAGUAAACUCCCAGAAAGCACAUCUAGAUACUGUCAGGUACAUUGCAUCUAGAACACUUCAAUGAGCUGUAGUGGUUUGGGUGCCUAUAGUGUCCCUUUAACUUACUCUAUAUGUUUUUAUCUUAUGCACUGUAAAUGGAACAUCUCCUGCAUGGUCUAACAAGCUAGUAACAGAGCAGGAAAUAAUAUCUGAAUUAAUCAGAAUUUGCAAUAAAGGGAGUAUAAACAUUAGGUGACUUUUCUCAGGAAGUGUUUGGGAAGGUUGUGUAAUUCACAUGCAGGGAGGAGUGGCUAGGGCUGCAUAACAAAGUGAUUUAACAGCUAAAUGGCAGCUAAAGCGCUAAAUGGCACAGUGUUGAGCAGUGAGACUGCAGGGGCAUGAUCUAUACACCAAAACGGCUUCAUUAAGCUAAAGUUGUUUUGGUGACAACAGGGUCCCUGUAAAACUGCAAAUGUGCCUCCCCCUCCGCAUAAUUACUAUUUAUUUAUUUUUUUAAUUUUUUUUUGCCCUCUUAAUUUUGUGAAAAUUCCAAUUUUUAAUAAAGUAUUUGGUUGUAAUUGUUUGAACUAUAAUGAGCAAAUCAGUGAUGGAAAAACAGUUGCCAAAAGGGAAUGAAAAGUUGAAGAGAUGGAUUAUUUUGGCGCACUACAGGAGACUGGGGACACUGGUACGUACCAAUGUAUAACAAGAGGAGUAACAGUUUUAUACAAAAAAAAAAUGAAGCAUGUGCACAUAGUGGGAAAGUGAACAUGACACUUUUUAUACUGUACAUAAUACCCAGUGUGCAGCUUAGAAUGGUGAUAUUGUUGUGAUGUCACUCCAAGCUGAAGGUGUAUCUGGGCAGUGGAAGAAGGGUACAGGUAUGUUGUAAAACCAGUACAAUAGAUGUGUAUGUAUGUAAAAAGUAACAGAUCAACAUAUAUUAAUUCUUAUGAAUUUCCAUAACACCCAUCACUUUUAUUUAAUUUCUAAUUGCAAUCUGUUUACUUUCUAUUCCUUGUGCAGUUAAAGAAAAGGAAGUUCUUUAGCAGCCAAUUUCUUAUGCACAAUCAGAAAGCAUAAAAAUGAUUCAUACAAUGUGUUGAUCUUAGAAGCUGUACACACAACUCUCAUUAUCAGAUUUCUGAGUGUAUGCAAUGUCAACAACCAAACUUUUGUUAUUCGUUAUAUCCAUCACGGAAUAUUGGAAAAUUGUGAUAUAGUUAUCCUUUCCACACUGAAAGACUAACCGCUAAAUUAAAGGGUCCAAGGUAUAUUUUUGACAUAUUGAUGUUACAUUGUUUUGUUUUUUAAAAAAAGCACAUUUGUGUAAAGCAAAAAAUGCUGUGAUGUAAUUUGCAAAACCCACCUCUCAUCUUAGUACUUUACUCUUUAUGCAUCCUGAAUAAUUCUGCUUUACUGAAUUGCUAUUAACCCUUUCAACACAGCUAAAAUGAAGACCUCCUGUGUAAACUGUAAUGAUUUUGGUGUGUCCUCUUUAAUUGCUUGACCCACAGUGAAAGGCAACAGCAUGUAAUUAUUUCUCUCCCCUCUCCCCCCUCCUUUUUUCAUAUAGGCGUGAGCCACGAUCACUCAUGAAUCUAAAUAAAAUCAAUGGAGAGACUGGGGAAGAGGAACUUCAGUUAAACAAGUAUAAGGCCAAAGCUACCAGGCACAUCUUCCUUAUCCGACACUCACAGUACAACUUAAAUGGCCGUUCAGAUUCCGAGCGGGUUCUCACUCCUCUGGGUAUGUGAUUAAUAGCCCAUUUGAUACAAUCGUGUCUGAGCACAUCUCCAAUAUAACCAGGCCAUAUUCUGGUUACUGUGUAAAUGUGCAGAUUUGUGGGGAAAGGUGUUGAGGGUUGUGGAUUGAUGCCUAGUUCCAGGUACUGUGCAGGCAGAAUUCAGUUUUUUUUUCUUUUGCCUCAUGUUUAACCCUUCAGGGGCGGAACUACUGUCAGUGCAGCCAACCCAUGGCCCACAGAUUUUUUUAAAUUUUUUUUUUUUUUUUUUUUAAUUUUUUUUUUUUUGAAGGGGGUAUUUAACCUGUCAGAUCAGCUAUUCCUCUGUAGGUAGCUGUGCUCGGAGUAAGUGACUAUACAUUAGUUUCUCAUGCUGCAGUCUCAUGGAAGAGUUGCCUCCUGGAUUGACCACCCUUAAAGGGACACUCCAGUGCCAGGAAAACAAUCUGUUUUCCUGGCACUGCAGAUCCCUUCUCCCUCCCACUUCCCAUCCCCAGUUGCUGAAGGGGUGAAAACCCUUUCAGUCAGUUACCUGAGACCCCUGCCGAUGUCCCGCACGCGCAUUAGAGCUCUCCAUUGGAAAGUAUUGAAAAUGCUUUCCUAUGGGGAACUGAGCGAAGCUGGAGGAAACCUGUGCUAUAGACACGGAAGUGCCCUCUAGUGACUGUCUAGUAGACAGCCACUAGAGGAGGAGUUAACCCUGCAAGGUAAUUAUUGCAGUUUAUAAAAAAACUACAAUAAUUACACUUGCAGGGUUAAGGGUAGUGGGAGUUGGCACCCAGACCACUCAAUGGGCAGAAGUGGUCUGGGUGCCUGGAGUGUCCCUUUAAUGCCCUCAUUUGAGCAUCUCUGUCAGAGGCCUGAUUAAGUGCCAUGGCCACUGGACUGUGCGUGUGUUAGUACAGCUGUUCCAAUGUGUGGUACUGUGCAGGCAUGCAUUACUUCAUCUUAUUGUGUACACAGCUGGGAAGGAUAUUAAGUGACUGAGAGAGCUUGGACCAACCUCGACCAUCUUCCACUGGGCCACAGCAUUCUUUAACCUGCUCCAGCAAGCUCCAACCUGUCCCAGUAAACACAAUGGACCACAAGGAUGUCACCCUUCAGUAUCCAAAAGAUAUGUAAACGGGGGUGGCUGGUAAUGUGUAUCUUUAUAUAAUUUCCCACAUUGACUCACAGCUCCACUACAUAAAUGCAUUAUCACAUUCAUAUACUGUGUGUAUGUAUGUACAGUCAUGGGAAAUGAAAGUGCACCCUCUUUGAGUUCUAUGGUUUUACAGAUUAGGACAUAACAAUCGUAUGAUAUGUCAAACAAUAGAAUCCAUGAGUGUGUACUUUCAUUUUCCCAUGACUUUGCAUGUGUGUGUUUUUGUAUAAUCUCUAAAAUAACGAGUAUUGCAGUAUUUUUUUAUAUAUUAAACUAACCAACCGAAUAUUUAGAAGACCAGCUUUCGAUUGCUUUCUUCUCUUUCUCAGGUUUUCAUAUUGAUCAGUAUUGCUUCUGACCUGAUGAAUAGAAGGAAAACACUCAGAAGCUUGUCUUUUAAAUAUUGUUAGCCCAAUUUAAAAAAAAAAAAAAAAAGGUGGUGGUGGGGUGGGGGGAGAUGUGUGUGUAUAGAUAUAAAGAGAGAGAGCACGAACCAAGGAGAACAAGACAAGAGAGAGAAAAUGGUAGGCCUCUGACAGACUGCACUAUGCUGCGUGUCACUAAUAAUUUAAAUAACUUUUACUGUACAGUUCAUAGCGAAAGCUCAGUUGCCCAUUCCCCACCAUUGUCUUUAAAAUUCUCCCAUCACUGUUGCUGAGACCUAAAACACUCAUGUGGUGGCUAGUUGAAAAGUUGUGAAGCUUCAAACUGCAGGACUGGGGCUGUGACUCUGAGGACUGAUCUGAUCCUGAUUUCAAUGUGUUUUAAUCUGUAAUGAUUGUUGAUUCUGUUACCAUGUCACCUACUUCUUGGCUCCAUAUUACCAUUGCAGAUUAAUUAUAUUCCCACCUUAAUAAGACUUCUAUCAGUAUCCUGCUGCUUUAACAUUGAUCUGAUAGCUAAUAGUGCGUCAGGAGUAACGGACAUAUUCCAAAGCAGCAGCAACACAUUUACUAGAAAACUAAAGUUGUCAUAAUAGAGGAUGGAUAAAUCUGAUCAGUAUUACAGUCAAUUUAUUUUGUCUGGAAAGUAGAUUAUUAUUAUUUUUUUUUUUAAAGUUUUUUUAUUUUUAUUUUAUUUAUUUAUUAAUUACAGUUUCCAUGCCCCUGAUUAUUUUAGUCUUGCAUUAAAAAAAAAAAAAAAUUAUCCCGAAGAAUCUUGAAAAUCUAGAAACCAUGCAGGUGAUAAAUUGCUUCUGAAUAUGGCCUGCAUAAACUAAACUCCAUUUUUUGGUAAGCUUAAAGGACCACUCUAGGCACCCAGACCACUUCAGCUUAAUGAAGUGGUCUGGGUGCCAGGUCCAGCUAGGGUUAACCCAUUUUUUCAUAAACAUAGCAGUUUCAGAGAAACUGCUAUGUUUAUGAAUGGGUUAAGCCUUCCCCUAUUUCCUCUCAUUGACAGCCGCUAGAGGCGCUUGCGUGCUUCUCACUGUGAUUUUCACAGUGAGAGCACGCAAGCGUCCAUAGGAAAGCAUUAUGAAUGCUUUCCUAUGUGACCGGCUGAAGGCGCGCGCAUUCAGCCGACGGGGAGGAACGGAGGAGGAGAGCUCCCCGCCCAGCGCUGGAAAAAGGUAAGUUUUAACCCCUUUACCCUUUCCAGUUUAACAACAGCCAAUGAUUUAUUCAUUGAAAGGAAUGGUGAAAAUUAAGAAAAGUGGACUGCAUAUUUUAAGUCAAAAUAAGCCACCCCUCUCCUCCCACCCCAAUUUUGCCAGAAAUGUGCCUUGUGAAUUCUCCACAUUUCCUGGUUAAGUUAAUGCUAACUUUUAUUAAAGUUUGGCUAAGUACCCACACAGUUGACUGUAGAGAUAUUACUGUGACAUGCUAUGUGGCUGCAUUGAAAUUGUCACAUAGCUUGUGUAUUUUUACCCAAUUCGGACUAUAAAGUAGGAGCAAUCUUUUGUCUUAUGAUCUGCAGGAUGUGAACAAGCAGAGCUGACAGGAAAACGCCUGGCAAGUUUAGGACUGAAAUAUGACCAGAUCAUUCAUUCUUCCAUGACCAGAGCCAAAGAGACAACCGAAAUCAUCAGCAAAUAUCUACCAGGUGAAGGCAAUAUAAAAUGCCAAAAUUGAAUAUGUCUGUAUUUACAUUCUGGAACAGGGAAUUUAUAGAACCAUUUUUUUUCUUUUUGUAAAGACAUUGAAUUUUUCAAAGGUCUUACUAAGGAAUUGCACUAGCAACUGUUAGCCUGCCCGCCUGAAGCAAGAUUUCUCUAUUUAUCGUUUUAGUGAUUUUGACAAGUAUCGCUACGUCUUGCAUGUCUCAGUAAAGGGAGGUCUGUAUUCUGAAACGUUUCAGAACCAUAUGUUGCUUUCUGAAUCGUUCCGUAGAUCACAGAAGAAAAGAAAACCCAUAUCGGUUAUAAAUCGAAGUCUAUACAGUGCAAGAAUAGAUUGGUUAAAAAAAAAAAAAAAAAAGACAGAAUAUUUGUAUUUAUUUUGUAACUGCUUUUAAUUCUGUGUUACUUUUCUUUUCAGAAUAAAUAAAUGCAGGUCUGUCAUUUUUAUAUAAUAUUAUUUUGUUAAGUCUUUUCUUUACCCUUGGAACUUAACAUAAUGAGCAGAAGUGACACGUUCUUUACAUUUUGCUCUAUGGGACAUACAACUCCAUGACAUGAAAAACAAAUGCCCCAGUUCUUUGUAGGUCCACAGAAUCACUGACCAUGCCCCUGCAACAGUUUUUCUGCAGAAUCAUGGUAUAACAGGAGAGAAUUGUACUUCAUUUUAUAACUCUGCAAAGUGGGUGGCAAUACUGGAUAUGUGCAGUCUGCCACACAUUUAACACUUACAACAAUUAAUUUAUACAUUGUGCUUACAAAACUGCAAAAAGGGAAUAUUGGCUGAAAACCUAUGAAAUGCAUAUGUGUUUGUGUAGAUAGUGCCAUUUUCACAUGGUAUUAAUUUUUACUCGAUAUAGGUGUGACAAAAAAGAGCACAGACAUGCUUCGCGAAGGUGCUCCCAUACGACCAGAGCCUCCAGUCUGUCAUUGGAAGCCAGAUGUUGUGGUAAGAGUUGUCCACAGCUCCCAGAAGUUUUAACCUGUUAAAUCAUGUUUGCUUAAAGAACAUUACUUAUGCACUGUGCUGUAAUGAUCCAGGAUGAGGUGCUGGUAUGUGUCGGGCAAAUAAAAUUGUUCUUGUUGGUAAUUUUAUUAUCUUUAGCAGUAUUAUGAGGAUGGAGCUCGCAUUGAAGCAGCAUUUAGAAACUUCAUUCACCGUGCAGAACCUAAGCAGGAAGAAGACAGUUAUGAGAUUAUAAUCUGCCAUGCCAAUGUCAUUCGCUACAUAGUAUGCAGGUAACAAGAUACUCCACAUUCUCUUACGAUGUUACUAGAGUAUUGCUUUCAUGGGAUUGUUCAGCACUAAAUUUGAAUGUGGAUGUUCAUGUAACAAUGUCAUUGAAUCUCAUUGCAGUCAUAUUUACCUGUGAGAGUCAGUUUUAGAUUUCAUAAACAAAUGGAAAAAGUCUCAUUUAUAUGUGUUUUAGUUCUUAUCCUUAGUUGAGUAUGAUGCAUAAAUUUAAUAAUUUUGGAAUUGGUUAUUGAAAGAUGGUGUAACUUUUCUAAAGUCCACCCAUUCAACUUUGGAUGGAUGGAUAUAUAUAUAUAUAUAUAUAUAUCUAUCUCUCUAUCCAAUCAGAUUUGCACAGUUAUCACACGUCGUUACUAUAUUACACUCAUUUAGACUGAUUUAAUCCCUCUCUUUUCUGAAGCUGCCAGGAUAUCAGUCUAAAUGAGUUUAAUAUAGAAGAGAGUGAUUAAAUCAAAGGUGACCAGGAUAAUUAUAUAAAUCAUUUAUAAUUUAACUGUGAAAUACUCUAACGUUAAAAGCAGUUUUAUUGUUUUUACCAAAGUGACUAAUUGAUUUUAAAUAUAUCUCUGAGAAUUCAAGGAUGAAGUACCAGAAGUUGCUUGUGGCUGGAUGACAACUCAUAAUCAAAGUUUAGCUAAAAUAGCUGUGGGGCGAUGUUCAGCUGGAAUAUUUUGGCGUGUUGGUAGUCUUCCUGGGCACUUAUUUUACCAGACAUCAAGCAAACCUGAUUUCCUAUGUCAGUAAUACUUCUUUUCUUGCACAGGGCAUUACAGUUACCUCCUGAAGCCUGGCUCCGCAUGUCCCUUAAUAAUGGCAGCAUCACCUACUUAGUGAUCCGUCCCAGUGGUAACGUGGCUCUGAGAUUACUUGGGGACUCUGGCUUCAUGCCUCCUGAAAAAAUCACCCGGACUUGAUGCAAGCCCUCUCGCUAUACCCUACAGCGUCCUCACUGCCAGCCCUACAGAUACCAGUGUGACAUCUGGUGCUGCACCACAACUUACCAGCUCCGUACCCUCUCUGUGCCUUCUCCUAGGGUUAAAUCUUCUUUUAAGCAGGGGGUGGACACUUCUUUUUACUGUAAUCUUUUGAAGGCAUUAAUAUAUUUUUAAUUAUUUAUUUUACACUGCUUGAGUAUGGAAGCACAAAUUCAUCCCAAAUGAGUUUUUUUUCCUUUCUAUAAAAGGUUUCAACGUUUAUUACGUACGUAUUGUCCUGGUAAAGUGAUAGUUUGGUCUAUUACUCUCUCUUUUUAAUGGAAUAACGUGAAUGAUGGAUAUUUUAAAAACUGUGAAUACAGUUGUACACUUUUUUUUGUUUAAACUGUGUUGUAUUCAUGUAGUAGUACAAAUGAGUUUUUUAAGACUUCUCUUUUGGCUGAUGUACCAAGCUAUAUUAAACAGUACAUGUUUGCAUGUUAUUUUGAUUUUUGGGGAUACAAAGGAAAGAUAAGACCACAAUUGACCACAGCAGUAUUUGUAACUAGAUAUCUGAAAUAGUGCUUCCUUAUAAACGAACACCAUUGGCCGUAGGAAGAACUGUUCAUAAUUAAUUAAUACCAGCAUAGCUCUAUCUUCUGCAGGUCAGAGUGUGGAUGGUUACAUCCACUGCUGUGUAUCGUUAAAGCAAAUUGUCCCAGUUCUGCAGGCAGUCUAAAUUUUGGAGAAAAUGUCUCAGAAAACGUGGUUACUUUGUCAAUAAAUGCCUUGAAAUUUUCUGCUAAUAAAGAUCUCUUCAACAGUACAGAUGCAAGUGUUUGACAAUAUCAAAGUGAUGUCAGGUUUGUAAUGAGCCUAUGUUUGCUCCCUCACUGCUGUCCAUGUGCAGCGUUUCCCCCUAGACAUGAAUGCAUUCAUACUGAACAGCUUUUUAUUUAGGUGCCUAUUCAUAUCUACGGAAGAAGGAAGCAUUUUAUAUCAAAACAGUUUGUGGAAACACUGGACAUCAAUAGAGGUGUUUGCUGCAAAUUUUUUUAUUUCCAUGCCUUGGUUGGUAGCUUACAUUCUCGAGUACCCCUAAAAGGUAUUUUCUUAGUAAAACAGGUGCUUUAAUUACAGAGGUCUUUUGCUAAAUGCCAAAUUUGCUAAUUCUUAUAUUGCUCAAUUUGCCUGCAUUCAGUUGAUACAUAUUUUGAGCUUUAGUGAAGUCAUAAAAAAUUGGAUUCUAACUUAAUUGAGAUAAAUGCAUCCUGUUGCUGCCCUGAAAUUCAUUUGAAAAUAGCUUAAUUGUAUUGCACUGCUGAAAGGGGGGGGAGGGGAGAUGCUAAGGAAAGAUUUAUGGUUGGGUUAUUUUUUUUAUAGAAGUAAUGAAGGUUGGUGGUAACAUGAUGGAGCGGAGAGCUUAGAGUUAUAGCUGCAAUUUCCCUGCCCUGGUCUUUAUCUGGCUAAUUGAUCCAACCAGACAAAAUAAUUUUCAAUUUGACUCUGUGAACAGCAAAAUC